Gymnodraco acuticeps is the source of this 1389-nucleotide messenger RNA. Its product is annotated as adhesion G-protein coupled receptor G6-like. The record is from RefSeq and is a predicted model, not a curated record. The transcript is spliced from 12 exons. The coding region runs from base 40 to 1377 and encodes 445 amino acids. NCBI's taxonomy places the organism in Eukaryota, Metazoa, Chordata, Actinopteri, Perciformes, Bathydraconidae.
GCACUGGACACAUUCUUCAGAGUGAAUCUAUCCUUGUCUAUGACUGGCAGCCCGACAAAACCAGAGGAAGUUAUUGAGAAAUGGUUAAAAGAACAGCUGGAGGUGAAUGCCACCAUGGAAGUGCUGAAUGUCAUCAUAAGGGAGAAUGUAGGCAGGAACAUGGCGAAUGGACUGAUGAUUUUUAACAGCCAAUCAAAACUGUAUGACUGCACAUUCCAUGUCCAGGAAUACAACAUAAACACUGUGGCAGAAAUGACAGCUUUUAUUUAUGCUGCCUUGACAGCAAAGUAUGUAAAUAACUCCAUUAUUAUUCAAACUACGGAAGUGGCUAUCAAGCACAUAGUGCCAGCAAACUGUUUGGAAGAAAAGACUUCAACAAUAUACGGAGAAUAUAUUUGGCCUGAAACAUUUCCACAGGAGCAUCAAAAAAUGGGAUGCAAUAAGCCCAAAUCAAAAAGAGCCUACAGGCUUUGUAAGUUAGACAUUGAAACUGACACGUCAAGCUGGGCUGAUCCUGAUAUGAAAAAUUGCGAGCAGCUUGUGACCAUAUCAGACCUCGACAAUGUCACUGUCACUACUGGUAACGCGGCUGGGGUUGUGGACAUGAUUCAGGACCUUAUAGAUGUCCAGUUGGAUGACAGUGAGAAUGAGCUCUCUUCCUCUGAGCUGGAUACUGUGGUGGUUAAGCUCCGUGAGGUGGUUCACAUCAGCAGCACCACACCUGCUGUUGGUGCAAACAUCAUCAAUAUUGUAGCAAAUAUUCUGCUCUCUAAAACUGACCUCACUCCUGUGGCUGGCAUUAUCCUUAAUCUGACACAUAGAAUGGCAAACAAUAUGGACUUCCCAGAUGAAUCAGUCAGUAUAACAGCCCCCUUGAUGGCCCUGUCCCUCAUCAAUGUAAAUCGUAAUACAUUCAGUGGCCUCACCUUUGGUGUCUCCUCAGUUUCCCCAACCCUGAAUCCAGAGAUUUUUGUCAACCAAAACUUUGAGAGUGAACCGCUCCCUGACACAAAUGCAACCAUCUCUCUGCCCUCUGAACUCUACAACUAUUUCCCUCCUGGAGAAAGAAAUACGACUCGUAUCCAGUUUCAAUUCUAUGCAUCAAACGAGCUCUUUCAGGAUCCACACACAAACAAUGCAACUCAGAGCAGCUGGCAAUUGAAUUCCUUUAUAGUAUCUGCCAGUAUCAAUAACAGCAUGGUCAGAAACCUCACGGAUCGAGUGGUGGUGACCCUCAGCCAUCAAACAGCCAUAAAGCCAGGGGACAAGGUGCAGUGUAUGUUUUGGGAUUUCCAGAAGAAUGGUGAGUUAAUCAUCAUUUAUUAUGUGUUUCAGCUGGAUUUAGACGAUUUACAGCACGUUUUUUUGAAUCAGUAACAUAAAUAAAUA